Messenger RNA from Danio rerio (zebrafish), 2978 nucleotides. The record is from RefSeq and is a predicted model, not a curated record. Lineage: Eukaryota; Metazoa; Chordata; Actinopteri; Cypriniformes; Danionidae.
CCAAUCAGAUGGAGUCUCAGUUCAGACUCCGCCCAGCUCAGAAGGAAGCGCCUGUUGUUUCACUUGGCCUGAUGCUGCUGCUGUCAUACAGAUCAUCUCCGCUUUACAUACGAGCUGAGUUUGUCUUCAUACACCGAAUUGUUCAAUUAGGAGGUGUAUAUUUGGAACAACACACGGCAGCAGGAUGGUGAAUGAGGGUGCUGGAGGCCCUCGCAGUCGCAAGAGCUCUCAUAAGGUGGCUUCGUCAUCAGACAAGGAUGGACCUGAAAGAGACGCAGAAGAGUUUCCUCUCUCUAGCAAUGGAAAAGUGGAGGUGGAGCAGAUUAUUAGUGCAAAACUCCAGCUGAAGAAGAAAGCUGAGCAUUUGAAAGCAGACCUGAUGAGGCAGUUUGACGCUCAAGUGAAUGAGUUCAUGGACAGCCUGAUAGAGGAGUCUGCCAGUCUGGGCUCUUCGCAUGUCAGCACAGUCUUUCCUCUGUCAGAUAAGGAGAAAAGCAAACUCAGGAAUGCACAACCUUCCCAAGGCCAGAGCAAGCAGUUUGUGAUUCGCCGUUCACUGUUAGAUGAUCUGUUUGAGGUGAACCACAUCCGCACUAUCUAUCACAUGUUCAUCGCUCUGCUCAUUCUGUUCAUCUUCAGCACGCUCGUCGUGGACUUCAUCGAUGAGGGCAGACUGGUGCUGGAGUUUGACCUGUUGGUGUAUGCGUUUGGCCAGUUCCCUCUAGUGGUUGUGACGUGGAUGUGUAUGUUCCUGUCCACACUUGUCGUUCCAUAUGUUCUGCUGGUUGUCUGGGCCGGUAUUUACUCCUCUUCACAGCAUCGGUUGUUAUGGACAGUGCUGGCUGGUUCUAUCCUGCUCAUCUACCAGGGGCUGGGUUUGGGUUUCCUUCCCACAUAUGUGGUGCUGAAGAACGGCCUUCCCCCUGCUUCAUGCUUCAUACUGAUUCUAGAACAGGUGCGACUGAUGAUGAAGUCUCACUCUUUCAUCAGGGAAAAUGUGCCAAGAGUCCGAUCCUUAGAUCGAAAUAAAUCAAAUUUAGUAGCUGUUCCUCAGUUCACCCAGUACAUCUACUUUCUUUUUGCACCCACACUAAUAUACAAGGACAAUUAUCCACGAAAUCCCUGUAUUCGGUGGGGUUACGUGGCUACAAAGUUUUCUCAGGUGCUGGGCAGUUUAUUUUAUGCAUAUUACAUAUUUGUGCGGCUGUGUAUCCCUCAGUUUCGCAAUAUCAGCAUGCAGCUCUUCGACCCGAGGGCCAUGGUGCUGUGCGUCUUCAACUCCAUACUGCCAGGAGUGCUUGUGCUUUUCCUGGCAUUCUUUGCUUUUCUGCAUUGCUGGCUUAAUGCAUUUGCUGAAAUGCUACGAUUUGGAGACCGAAUGUUUUAUAAGGACUGGUGGAACUCCACUUCAUAUGCAAACUAUUAUCGCACAUGGAAUGUUGUAGUUCAUGACUGGCUUUAUUACUAUGUCUACAGGGACUUCCUGUGGAUGACACAGAAGCGGUUUCGUGCGGUGGCCAUGCUGGUUGUGUUUACCGUGUCUGCUGUAGUACACGAGUAUGUUCUGGCCAUCUGCUUCGGCUUCUUCUACCCCGUCAUGUUCUGCCUCUUCAUGUGCUUUGGAAUGGUGUUUAACUUCGUCCUUCAUGACCGGAGGAAAGGACCGAUCUGGAACGUGAUUAUGUGGACGUCUCUGUUCUUGGGACAGGGGGUAAUGAUCUGCCUGUAUUCUCAAGAGUGGUACGCACAACGCUACUGUCCCAUUGAGGAGCCUUCCUUGAUUGACCUGCUGAAGCCUCGAUCCUGGACUUGUUAUCCACAGACUAACGCUGCUUUUGACUCUCACUGAAUGGGAUUAACACAGAAGAACAUUCUUUAGGUAUUGCACUAUGAGUGAAAAAUGAAAAUCACGAAGACAAUGUUUUAUGAUGGGGCCUUAGAUAUGUUAUUUGUUGAGAUAUUAUUUAUUAUGACAGCCGUAACAGAAUGUGGAACGUCUAUAAUGUUUCAAUAGUUUAGUCUAGUUAGCAUUUGACAAUCUAUUUUAGGUUCAAUCUGAUCUGGCUUAAAGAGAUUCUAUUUUUAGACGCCUUUGUGAUGUCAUGAAGUUGAGAUCAGAUUUAGUUUACUGCCGUUUUAUUUAGAUUUUUAGUAUUUGAUACUGUUGUGUUAUUCCAUGGACUUAAAGAGUGAAUAUGUGGUAUAUUUUGGCUGUUUUUUUCUGCCUGGACCACAAAAAAAAUCUAAAAUGUUUACAAAUGGGGUUUUGAAAUCUAAAACCCCAAAGGAAACGAUGUGCCAUACUGCUGUGAAACAUUCCUUCAUUCAUUUUUUUUUCGGCAUAGUCCCUUUAUUCAACUGGGGUUUCUGGUUUCUGGAAGCUGAUUCCAGCAGCGGAGGGCGUAUUAGCUGAAAGCCCAUUCACCCUGCUUUGACUGAACUCUUGGAGCUUAUAAUUUAUUUGAUCCUAAAAUCUGAGCGAGCAUAUCUGUAAUGUAUUGAGGUCCUAGGCCAUUUAGUAAUUUAUAGACAACUAAUAAUACUUUAAAAUCUAUUCUGAAUGUAACUGGGAGCCCGUGUAAAGACCUGAGGACAGGUGUGAUCUGCUGUGAUUUCCUGGUUUUGGUCAGAAUCCUGGCAGCAGCGUUCUGGAUGAGCUGCAACUGUCUGAAUGUCUUUUUGGGAAGGCCUGUGAGGAGUCCAUUACAGUAAUCCACCCUGGUGCUGAUAAAAGCAUGAUCAAGUUUCUCUAAGUCCUCACUGGGAACAAAGCAUCUGAUUCUUGCAAUGUCUUUGAGAUGAUAGUAUGCUGAUUUACUGACUGCUUUGACAUGCUUUAACUCAUGACUUUGACAUGACUACACUGGGAAACAUCCAUACACACUCAGUCACACAUACACUAAGUACAAUUUAGGUUAUUCAAUUCACCUAUAGCGCAUGUCUUUGAACUGUGGGGGAAACCAGAGCACCCAGAGGAA